Messenger RNA from Anopheles arabiensis, 727 nucleotides. RefSeq lists its product as uncharacterized. The coding region runs from base 56 to 601 and encodes 181 amino acids. Lineage: Eukaryota; Metazoa; Arthropoda; Insecta; Diptera; Culicidae. The record is from RefSeq and is a predicted model, not a curated record. The transcript has 4 exons.
ACAGUUGUUUUCGACUUUUCUUUUCCGCAGAAUUCCCGUUCUGAAAUGCCAUCCAAUGAAGUGCAAUCAAAAGCAUAAAUUGAUGCGAAUUUCUUUCAUCUUUUUAAUAGUUUUGCUAUUUGUGCGUGGCUAUCCUGCCGAAGAGAAUACUGAGGAAGAAACCGUGAUUGAAGACUUUUUUAUAUGUCGUACCUGCGGAAAUGAUGUCAGCGUAGCGAAUCUAGCCUUCGACAAAUACACCCCACUAGCGCUUAGCGCGACAAAUCACUCUUUCACGGAAACACGUUCCGUGCUAAUACAGGAAGUGCAGAAUCCUCUCGGAAUUCGGUUUCACAUCUUUCUCGUAAAGCAAGCCUCCUGCGCAAAGGUCCACCCGUGGACAAUCAAGUCGACCUGGUUCCCUGGCUACGCGUGGAAGGUUUGCGUGUGCCCCAAGUGUCAUACACUGCUCGGGUGGAUGUUCGAACCCGUCGAGAGCGCCACGGCAGAGCAAAGUUUCCCUUCGGAGGCGGGUUUCUACGCAAUCAUCUUUCAGAACAUCAUCACAGAAGGAUUCGUGAACUCGCUGCUUAUGAAAGAAAAAGCACUGCGCGAUAAUUGACAUAUAUAACCGAAAGGAAGGAAACGCAAGUCACAACCAUGGUUGACCCCAAGAGACACAUCAACAUCCUUUCGCCAGAGGAACAGGCGUUCAUUGAGGAGUGCGACAAUGAGUUUGCACAUCGGU